Molecule: messenger RNA, 930 nt
Organism: Gastrolobium bilobum
Lineage: Eukaryota; Viridiplantae; Streptophyta; Magnoliopsida; Fabales; Fabaceae
Product: putative F-box/LRR-repeat protein 23
Exons: 3
Coding region: 1-930 (309 amino acids)
Molecular function (GO): protein binding
Source: RefSeq, a predicted model, not a curated record
AUGGUGUUAGUUAUAGUCAAAGCUCUUCUUAAGCCAAAAACCUUUCUUAGAUUUUUGGGGGAAAUCAUCUUCUCAGCAAUUUCGUCGAUGUGGUUGUCUUGGCAUUCGAACCCGCGACCCUGUUCAAAAGAAUCCGAAACCAGGGAUUGGUUGGAUCUUCCGCGGGAUGUUACAGCAAAGAUUCUCCAGAAGCUUGGUGCAAUUGAAAUUCUAAUGAACGCUCAGUUGGUGUGCACUGAGUGGAGGAAUAUCUGUUUUGAUUCUCUUAUGUGGCGCACCAUUGACAUGCGGAUUGAUGACUAUUCCUACAUCUCCCACUUCAAUUUGAGGACCAUUGACGUGCAGAAUAAGGACUAUCCCUACGAUUUGAGGACUAUGUGUCGCAAAGCAAUUAACCGCAGCUGUGGCCAAUUGGUGGAUAUUAAUGUCGAGCAUUUUGGUACCGAUGAUCUGCUCGAGUAUAUCACCUAUUCCAUAUCGGAUAGAGUAUUGAGUGAAGUUGCUAAAAAGCUUCCGAUGUUAGAGGAGCUUGACAUUUCCUUCUGUUACAUACGUAAGGAUGGUCUACAAGCAAUUGGACAAUGUUGCCCACUUUUAAAAUCCUUGAAAUUCAACGCUGCCACCUAUGACUCUGAUGAGGAGGCAUUUGCUAUUGCUAGAACCAUGCCUCAGUUAAGCCAUCUGGAGCUGUCUGGAAACAAGUUGACUAAUGUUGGCUUGCUUGCCAUUCUUGAUGGUUGUCCUCACAUUCAAUAUCUUGACUUACGGAGCUGUUUAAAUGUUGAUUUGGGAUCUAGUUUGGGGAGAAGAUGUGCUCAACAGAUUAAGGAAUUGCGGGAACCAAAUGCUCCUACUGAUAUUUUUAGAAACUAUUAUGAAGCUGGGAUUUUGAAGAAGCUUGACUCGUCUGGUCCGUGCACUGUUUACUAA